Molecule: messenger RNA, 647 nt
Organism: Rhopalosiphum maidis (corn leaf aphid)
Lineage: Eukaryota; Metazoa; Arthropoda; Insecta; Hemiptera; Aphididae
Exons: 2
Coding region: 100-624 (174 amino acids)
Source: RefSeq, a predicted model, not a curated record
GCUCUCCCGUUAAUCGUAUUAUUGUAUUUUAUUCGCGACUUUACGGACCAUCCGUUUAUUUUUAGUUUUGUACUGAAAACGCACUAACUGUGUCCAAUAAUGUAUUGGAAAGGGGACAAAACCAAUAGGGCUAACUACAUCCGCCGUCUAAAGCAAUUGAAACAGAAUUUAAAAUUGUACCGAAAUAAACACACUAUGGACUGUAUAAGGGUGAUCACUAAGUCAUUGAAACUUGAUGAACAUUGGGAGACCCUCGAAAAUGUGCUAACAGAGGAUCAUACCGAUGAAGAUGUUAAGAAAUGUCUUCAUAACGUGGUGAACAAGAUUACUGUAAACGGAGUUUACAACGGUAAACGUAUGAAGGGCCAGUUUGACAUGACAAUGGAUUUGGUUGAAAACAUGACAAAUAUUGAUGUUAACUCAACUGCAAUGGCAAUCAAUGAAAUGAAACCUUUUAAAAUGAACUCAUCAGCAAUCUAUAAUAAUACAAAGAAUCCAUUUAAAAUCGACUUGUCAGCAAAUUAUGUCAACCAAGUAAACCGUGAUGAUAUUGAGCCAACAGACAAUGUGAUAAACAAAUUUAAUCAUAUGCACCUCCAUGGUUGUAAAUGUUAUAGGAAAUAACUUAAGAAUGUGUCAUUUGUGUG